CUCUUCGACCCCCUUAUCCCACCAUCCCCCCUCGCUCAGCGUCGAUGCCAUCCGUGGUGUCGUUCGUGCAUGUUUCUUGAUCGACGUCAGGGUGGAGACCUCAGCAGCUAUACUACCGCCACCCUUCGACAUAAUCUUGCUGCCUUCCUCCCGCGUCAGCCAACUGCGUUGGUGCGUCUUGCUCCGGACCGCCUGCAUACGACCUAGUCAUUUCAUGCGCGAUGGAUGACCGUUGACAAUCCCCUAAAGUCGCCCGUCACUCUUGUCGCCUCUGCCUGAAACAUCUGUCAUUCCCCACGCUGUGCUCGUCACCGACGGCUUCCCGCCAUGGAGCCCGAGGACGAGGCUCCUCCUCCGCCGUACUCCGCCGUCGACCCGUUGGUCUCGUCGGCCAACAAUAACAACUCCAACAACAACCCCAACAUUCGGAUUGCCGCCGCUCACUCGGAGGUGAAUCGUGUCCGCCUUCGUCUUCGCGGGGGAGACGCUCCCCUCUCAGAUACCGCAUCAAGUGAUGGCUCCAGUUCCGCACUGGCGCUUACAGCUCCCUCUCCGCUAUUACCUGUGAAUUUCACCUCCGCCGCCGCUUACUUCGUCGACCGGCCACCACCCGCCUCUGACGAUGGAAGGCCUGUCCAAGAACAUCAAAUAACGAUCUACCCUCGAAGUCAAUCGAAAGAUUUUCCCCGUCGCCCCCGAUGUUGGGGAGCCCGACCGGAGGACAUCACCCAGCAGGACUGGGACAUGUUCCUCCGACACUUGUUCCCCCCGCACCUGGGACUGGCGUCUUCCUCCGGUCAGCUACCACGCCAAGUGAGGGCCGAAAUUCAGCGAGACCGCAAGGACCGACCGCAAGAGACGGACGAACAGCGGCGGAUGCGAAUCGCGGCGGUGAUCACAGAAUGGAACCAAUACUUUUUCGAACUCCGGGCCACCCGCAUCGUAUUUGCCUACGUGACAAACCCUCAAAAUGCCCCUCCCUCGCCUCUGUGCCCUAGAUGCUACCCCGCAGCCACAAGGGUUUCGCAGGAAAACCGGUUGAUCCAAGGUCCCGAGGCCGGUCGCGGCCGUCUUGCCCGGCCCAGCUUGCCGCCGGCUGCUGCGCGGCAACAGGUUGUGUCGUCGCAGACUGGCCAGCACUACCCUCCGACACCCGUCUAUAACUACCCGAAUCCGCCCAUGAGCCAGCCCCCGUAUAGCCCGUACGGUGCACAGCCCUACUUUAACACUCCCGCUCCUCAACCGCCUCGUGCCUAUCCCUACCCCCCGCCGCAGGCUCCAUUGCCUUAUCAGCAGCAAUAUCAGUGGGGGUAUAAUGGUCGACCUUAUGCCCCAAUGCCGCAAGAUUCCGGCUCCAAAGGCGGGGCGUUUGGAUGGUUUGCUUCCCUGGCGUCCCAGGCGCAAAAGUAUGGCGAACGUAUCACGGAACAGGCCCAGCAGUACGGGGAUCAGAUCAGUGCCCAUGCCCAGCAUUACGGCCGGCAGGUCGAGGAGCAAGCCAUGGCUCAUGGACGUUGGUUUGAAGAACAGGCGGGCUUGUCUGGUCAAAAGCCGGAUGAUCGGUACAAUGGUAGCAUGGUCCAUCGGCCCCGUGGCGGUGCCGGCGAGUGGGCUGCCGCGGAUCCCCGCACGCAGGCUGCGUAUUAUCCGAACACCGGCUAUGUCUAUCCCUACAGCACCGUGAGCAGUCCGGCCGAGCCGGUUGCCGCACCCGCACUUCCGCAACGUCCUCGGCGGGUAUCGACUUGCUCUACCUCGUCGGACUCGUCCUUGACAUCCAUCGAUUCCCUGUCGACCACGUCGGAACUGAGUUCGUCCGACCUUGCGACAGUCCGGGCACAGCUCCUUUCCCUCGAUGACCACCACGAUCGGGACCUACACGAAGCCGCUGUCGGCCUUCGCCGGCAGCUUGCCGUUCUCCAGGACUCUCGCCGCCAGACGCGCCAGUCUGGACGGGGCCAUUGGCGCAAUGGCUGGGGUCAGCAAGCGCAACAAGGCUACGGACGCGGCGGUUGGGGACGUUGGGAACCGCCGCAACAGCAUCAGCGCAGCUGGGCGGAGAAACGCGCUCUGAAGGAGGAGACGAAGGCGACCCGAAAGGCGUUCCGGGAUGUGCUGCGUCGUGCCAGGGACGAACACCGCGAGCAAAGACGUCUCAAGCGCAAUCGAGUACGGCAGGAACAGCGAGUUCGACAGAUCGAAGCCCCUCCGUCCGAGCCUCCCCUGGAGCAGCGUUUGCAGAACCUGGAACUGAACCACACCAACCGCGAGAGUCGCUCCACAGUUCAAUCAUUCUGUCCGUCGCCCACCCGGUCGCUCGUGUCGGAGGUCAGUGAGAUCAGCUCUAUUAGCACGCCGAGCUCAGUAUCGUCCCGGCGCAGUAACAACCAGGCGCACUCUGGUAAACCAGAACCACCCGCCAGCAAAUCAGAUCCGAAAGGAACGGGCAAGAAACCGGACGAGGCGGAGAAACCGUCGGAUACGAGCAAGCCUAGCUCAUAACAAUCCGAAUCUGACAUUGCAGUGCGUCCAAGAUAAGUUGGAACCGAUCGACCAUAGAUUUCAAGAAUUCUUCUUAUGGAUAUGAUAAUAACGACAAACAUCAGCGGUGUUUUAUUGAUUGCGCGUGGAGAUUUCGUGGGAAGCCACCUUACUUUCUUUGUAUUAUGUUUGGUUAAUUGAGCCUACCAUCUUGCCGGAGCUGGUUGGGUUGGGUCGAAAGAUUUCAGGUUUUUUUUCUCUCUUUUUUCUUGUCAUUGGGGUUUUAAAAUCGCAUUGAGGAAGGAUACUGGCGAUCAAUGGGUUCAUGAGGUUAUGACUGUUAAUUUUUGAUUCUUUUUACUUCAUAUCUUGCACAAGUCCUGUCUAGAGACAUUUAUACAGAAUCUAUCCAUUCCAGA
Molecule: messenger RNA, 2900 nt
Organism: Aspergillus steynii IBT 23096
Lineage: Eukaryota; Fungi; Ascomycota; Eurotiomycetes; Eurotiales; Aspergillaceae
Exons: 1
Coding region: 328-2502 (724 amino acids)
Source: RefSeq, a predicted model, not a curated record